UUAUAUAUAAAAAAAAUGGCCAGCCACCGACAAGAAGAAAACUAGUUAUUUCGUUUUUUUAUAAAGUUUUCAUUUCAUUCUAAAUGGCUGCAUUAAAAUAGAAUUUAAAAAUUAAAAAAUAAAAGAAAUUUGUCAUCUUAACACAAUUUUGAAUAAAAAUGAGUGAUUCGGAAAGUGAAGAAACCCCUCCUGGAACCAUCAAUCAACUAGAAAGUAGUGACACUGAAGAAACUACUGACACUCUUCCAAAUGUCACCACAAAAAAUCCACUAGAUUCAUCAUCAUCAAAACGUAAACGUAGAGAAAGUACUAAUGACCAUGAGGACGAUACCGAUAUUUCCCCUUCAAAAUGUCCCAAAGUAGACAAUCCCAAUGCAACUGAACACUCGAGUGUCGUUGCCUCUCAUUACAACAAACUCAAAGAAGCUGGACUUGGCGAACGCUCCAGAUCACGUAUUUUAUACAUGCGUAAUUUUAACAACUGGACAAAAAGCAUGUUCAUAAAUGAGUAUUUAAAUAAAAUAAAAAACAGCCGAAAACUCGGUGAACCCAUUCGAGUAAUGGACAUGUGUUGUGGCAAAGGCGGUGACCUAUUUAAAUGGGAAAAGGGUGGAAUUACUCAUUUAAUUUGCACUGACAUUGCCGAAGUCAGUGUCGAACAAUGUAAAUCUCGUUACGAUGGCAUGAUGAAUCGGAACAACAAAAUGGGUUCACGUUUUUCGGCUGAAUUCUUUGCAUGUGAUUCGACUUUGGUGCGUUUGAGGGAACGCUACAAAGAUCGUUCACUAAAAUUGCAAUUGGUUAGUUGUCAGUUUGCUUUUCAUUAUGCUUUUGAGUCGUUGACUCAAGCUGAUUGUAUGGUUAGGAAUGCAGCUGAAUGUCUCGAACCAAAUGGUUAUUUUAUUGCAACCAUUCCGAAUGCAAAUGAGAUUAUGAGGAGAUUGAGACAGUCGGAGAAUCGAAAGUCAUUUGGAAAUGAUUUGUAUCGUAUUGAUUUUAUAUCGGAUGCUGAUAAGCCAACACUGUUUGGUGCAAAGUAUCAGUUUCAUUUAGAAGGAGUUGUGGAUUGUCCGGAAUUUUUGGUGCAUUUUCCGACACUGGUGAAGUUGUGUAGGAAGCAUGGAUUGCAAUUGGCGAGGAAGAGUACAUUUGCUGAAUAUUAUAAAGAAUUUUUUGAUGAAGGACGAUCUCUUUUGGAAAGAAUGCAGGCUUUGCAAUCGUACUUUGUACAAAAGACUUCGAAAGAUGAUGAGGAGUUUGCCCAUGUUAGAAAAGUAGCCAAUGCAACGAAUCACAAUUCUAAGCCUUAUGGAACUUUGUCAAAAUCUGAAUGGGAGGCAGCAACCCUUUACAUGGUUUGUGCUUUUAAGAAAUGCAACUAUACUUGGGAUGCUGAGGGAAAACCGGUCUAUGAAUUUGAUAGUUAGUUUUUAAUUAUUAUAAUUUUUUUUUCUGUUAAAAGUCCCACACUAAGGUGUUCUUUUUUUACAAAUUUUAUUGUGAACGAAAACAAAACUAAAUUUGUUUAUUGAUUUUUAAAUGAAAUUAUACAUAAACACGGACUAUAAUCACCAUAUUGUUAUAACGA
Messenger RNA from Episyrphus balteatus (marmalade hoverfly), 1588 nucleotides. It is a transcript of the gene Rnmt, whose product is annotated as mRNA cap guanine-N7 methyltransferase. The transcript is spliced from 3 exons. Gene Ontology annotation, molecular function: mRNA 5'-cap (guanine-N7-)-methyltransferase activity. Bases 159 to 1427 code for a protein of 422 amino acids. Gene Ontology annotation, cellular component: nucleus. Gene Ontology annotation, biological process: 7-methylguanosine mRNA capping. NCBI's taxonomy places the organism in Eukaryota, Metazoa, Arthropoda, Insecta, Diptera, Syrphidae. The record is from RefSeq and is a predicted model, not a curated record.